CUUGUGUGCCGGUUGGUCCGCGCUCCCAUUCUCCACUGUGAUUCCACCGCCUGAAAACCUGUGACGGCGGAUGACCGUUGCGCUUUGUUUCUGCCAUUAUUGCUUUCCCCGAUUCUCUCUGUUGCGUUGUGUAUAUCUCCUCGCCUUUCUUUCUCGUUUCACAAUCGCACGCAAUCAUGCAGUGAGUGCACGGUCUUUCUUGUUCUGCCGAAGAUAUGCCACCACCUAAAGAGCUUCCAGGGUUUUAUUACGACGCAGAGAAGAAUAGGUAUUUCCCCAUUAAAGGCCCCAUACCAGGAUCUUCUCGAUCUUCUUCUGCUAAGCUUGGUCCUACGAAAUCAACCCCAAGGUCCACUCAGGAAAGGAGCUCUUGUAGGAAGCUUAAGAAGAAAACAUUGAAACUGCUUCAUGCUAGGGAGUUAAAUGGUGAUAUCAUUAAGUCUCACAGAUGGAAAUGCAACUUCAAGGAGGAAUUGCAAAAAAUACAAGCAUCACAACCUAUGGUUUGGAAAUAUCAGUUAGCAGAUGGGAUCGAUAUUUGUGCUUUGGAGCAAAUGAACAUUGAUGUAGAUACUUUAGAGGGGGUGGUUAAAUCUGAUGUUUUAUUGUCAGGCAACUUGGAUGGCUCAUUAUGUUGUUUUGAGGUUAGAAAAGAGCAAGUUGUUGAUAUAGCAUUGAAGCCAGAUUUCGUGAAGAGCUAUGCUAAAGGAAAAGCAUACAAGCAUGAAGAAGUGCCUGCAUCAGUUAUUGGAAAUUAUGGUGUAAUUCAAAAACGAUCCAGAAUAUCUUGUAUAAGAUUGGGUCCAAAGUUCUCUUCCCAUGCAGAAAAUGAAGGCGUUCGUCGUGUAUUAUUUACUCAUCUGGGAUCUGAGACAUCAGGUGGAUCAGUUCAUAUUAUGGAUCUUGCUGAACCGUUAAAUCCUGAUGUUAUAAACCCCAUACACGAAGUUGCUUCCUUCAAGUGUACGCUUUGGACAGCAGAAUAUGAUAAUACUAAUCCUCGAGCUGUAAUUGGUACCAAUAUUGGAGCUGCUUCCGUGGAUUUGGAAACUGGGCAGACCUCAUGGUUUUUGCGUUGCAAAAGUGAUGUUUUUGCACAACAAAUUUUUAACUCAGGAAAUACAAUAUUAUGUGGACUGAGAAACGGGGCAAUUAUCGCAAUAGAUUAUCGUGAGAAAAGAGAUAGGUUUUGUAGCAGACUGCUCACACACAGGAUACCAUAUCCACCUUUGGAUAAAAAAGCUGGAGGUUCUAACAAAGAAUGGUUUAAGCUCACUGGCGACACGGCUGCUUCUUAUACCACUAGAAUGCCCUCCUCUAUAUCCUGUUUGGUGUCACUUCAAUUUGAUGAUCAGUACUUCUUGGCAAGCUCGAUGGAUGGAUCAGUGUGUCUCUACGAUCAUCGCCUACUUCAGAGGGGUGCUGUUCAAUCUUAUGAAGAACAUGUAAAUUCCCAUACUCGAAUACAGCUUGGGGUUGAUCCUCAUGAGAGAUUUGUUAUGUCAGCUGGAGAGGACUGCUAUGUACGGCUAUGGAGUAUCAAGUCUGGUGAACUGCUAUUUGAGGACAAGUUCUCUGAUACAGUUCUUUCAACAGUCUGCUUUCGAAAAUAUAAUUAUGCAGACAAUGUGUUUAAUCCAGUGGUGGUAAACAAAUACAUGAAUGACUAUCCUCUUGGUGCAUGGCUUGCUUCACAAGGAGGAUUAUAUUAUGUGAAUUGGUUUUCAAUAUGAACAAUACCGCAGAAAGUUUAGAUAUUUCAAGGCCAUUUUAGGGCCAUGUUUAGAUAUUUUUUGUGGCGUAUCUUUAAAUAUAUUUUAUUUAUACUGCAGAAGGUUUUCGAGGACUAUAUUUUAAGGUCAUGUCUAGAUACGUUUGGUAGCUAAUGUUCAUUGAUUUUUAGAUGCUCUUUUAAAGUUCUGCAAGACCAUUUUAGGAUAUGCUUCAAUACCAAUGUAAAGUUUAUGGACCAUAAUUCCGGUGUAAAUGUAUAUUAUAGCAAUUUUAAAUUCUCAA
Molecule: messenger RNA, 2016 nt
Organism: Prosopis cineraria
Lineage: Eukaryota; Viridiplantae; Streptophyta; Magnoliopsida; Fabales; Fabaceae
Exons: 13
Coding region: 216-1733 (505 amino acids)
Molecular function (GO): protein binding
Source: RefSeq, a predicted model, not a curated record